Drosophila albomicans is the source of this 951-nucleotide messenger RNA. RefSeq lists its product as uncharacterized. The transcript has 3 exons. The coding region runs from base 26 to 643 and encodes 205 amino acids. NCBI's taxonomy places the organism in Eukaryota, Metazoa, Arthropoda, Insecta, Diptera, Drosophilidae. The record is from RefSeq and is a predicted model, not a curated record.
UACAACCUCAGUAGCCUUGCCUGAAAUGGAUAUCAAGAAUAUGCUUAUUCUAUCGCCAACGACUUUGACGUUUCAAGCGCCGUUUCCAUUCUACCAGAAGCGUCAGCUGAGUCUGCUCAAUCUGAGCGAGAAGAUAAUGGUCUACUCCAUUGAGGUGGACAAUCCGAAGCUCUUCGAAGUGAUGCCUGUGAGAGGUGUGUUGAACACAUACGCCACCAUUGAGUUGGCCAUUUUGUUGAAGCCAGUGACGGGAAAUCUGCCAGCCAGCAGACUGACUGUGAAGUACAUGGAGAAACCAGUGAACUAUUUAGAGAGUCUGCCACAGAAUUGGAGUGGAGCAUACACAACUCAAGUGGAUAUGUUGCUGAUGAAUUAUGUGGCAGAUGAGAAAGACUUGAAGAACAUGGCAGUUGAUGGCGAUGGCAGUCCCGAUAUGGAUGAUCUGAUCAAACGUUUGCAACGCUAUAAACCUGUGUGCACCAACUGCUGCCUGAAGCGCAAUAAUCCAAAGGGAAACGAAUCCAAGUCUAGACUAAGACAGCUCUUUUGGCCACUUUGCCUGGCUGCUUUAUCAGUCGGAGUUAUUGUUGCCCAUCAAUGUGUGGUUGCGUGGUCUGAUGACAGUGCCAACAAGAUCUUUUAAAUGUGCCACAAAGGAGAGGAAGGAGGAGGAGGAGGAGGAUGACAACAAUGCAAACCAAUUAUUGAAUUAUGCAAAUAGAAAACAAAGCCACAGGCAACGGCAACGUCUCUGCUCUGCUUUGGUUUGCUGAUAAAUCAAUCAUACGCGCCGUUGGCUGCGGCUUUUAAUCAACUUACCGGUUGUCUGGCUGAUUAACUCGACUGCUAUUUAACCCACACACACGCACAUCAUACAAACACACACGAUGUGAGUACACACUUAUGUUGCGAUUUAUUUAUAAGGCAAUUAUUGCCACAAUUAAUUUCUAA